AUGUGGCUAACCAACACCAGAACCUUGACCCUGGAGCGCUUCCACGACCCCUCCGCCGUCAAGUACGCCAUCCGUUCACGCAACUGGGAGGAGGUCACCUUCCAGAACAUGGCCUACGUCCGCAAGGCUAAGCGGAAGGCAGGCUUCGCCAAAAUCGCCAGCGCCUACAAGAUGGCCCUGGAGACGGGGGGCCUCGGGUACGCCUGGGUCGACACCUGUUGCAUCGACAAGAACAGCAGCGCGGAGCUCAGCGAGGCCAUCAACUCCAUGUUCCAGUGGUACAGGCAGGCCGACGUCUGCUUCGUCCUCCUCUCGGACUUGCCCCCUAAAACGAGGCCGCAGCCGCCGCCCGAGGACGCCGCGGCCCUGGGCGUCUGCAGGUGGCUCAGCCGUGGCUGGACCCUGCAGGAGCUGAUGGCGCCGACCUACGUCAAGUUCUACGACGCCGGCUGGCAGUACUGGUUCACGAAAGACGGCGAGGCGUCGACGCUCUCCGCCAUCACCGGUAUCGACCACGACGUGCUGGCGUUGAAGAAAGAGAUGACCGCCGUCCCCGUCGCGGUCAAGAUGUUAUGGGCAUCCCGCCGCAAGACGACGCGUGUGGAGGGCCAAGCCUACCCCCUGCUCGGACUGUUCGACAUCGACAUGCCGAUGCUCUACGGGGAGGGCCACAAGGCCUUCCAGCGGCUCCAGGACGAGAUAGUCAAGGAGACGGACGACAUGUCACUCUUUGCCUGGCUGGCGGAGAGGGGUAGCAAACAGCUCUACCGCGGGGCGUUUGCUGGGUCCCCAUCAGAGUUCGCCCACUGCGCGACGCUGGAGCAGAGGAGG
Molecule: messenger RNA, 831 nt
Organism: Colletotrichum navitas
Lineage: Eukaryota; Fungi; Ascomycota; Sordariomycetes; Glomerellales; Glomerellaceae
Exons: 2
Source: RefSeq, a predicted model, not a curated record